This is a messenger RNA of Haliotis rubra (blacklip abalone), 903 nucleotides long. Its product is annotated as ankyrin repeat and KH domain-containing protein mask-like. The record is from RefSeq and is a predicted model, not a curated record. Gene Ontology annotation, molecular function: protein binding. NCBI's taxonomy places the organism in Eukaryota, Metazoa, Mollusca, Gastropoda, Lepetellida, Haliotidae. The coding region runs from base 82 to 903 and encodes 273 amino acids. The transcript has 3 exons.
GGAUACUGUGAUGUAUAUUUUCUUCUUGUGUCGGAGGGAGCUGAUCUGUCACUGACUGAUGAAUGCAACAAUGACUGCUUGAUGUUGGCAUGUGAAGGAGGUAACAUGUCUAUAGUGAAACACCUCCUUUCCUUGAAAACAUUUGACAUCAACAGGCAAGGGGGUAUUUAUAGACGGCCAGCUGUUAUGAUGGCAGCUGCAAGAGGACACUAUGAAGUAUAUAAUCUUCUUGUGUCGGAGGGAGCUGAUCUGUCACUGACUGAUGAAUACAACAAUGACUGCUUGAUGUUGGCAUGUGAGGGAGGUAACAUGUCUAUAGUGAAACACCUCCUUUCCUUGAAAACAUUUGACAUCAACAGGCAAGGGGGUAUUUAUAGACGGCCAGCUGUUAUGAUGGCAGCUGCAAGAGGACACUAUGAAGUAUAUAAUCUUCUUGUGUCAGAGGGAGCUGAUCUGUCACUGACUGAUGAAUACAACAAUGACUGCUUGAUGUUGGCAUGUGAGGGAGGUAACAUGUCUAUAGUGAAACACCUCCUUUCCUUGAAAACAUUUGACAUCAACAGGCAAGGGGGUAUUUAUAGACAACCAGCUGUUAUGAUGGCAGCUGCAAGAGGAUACUGUGAUGUAUAUUAUCUUCUUGUGUCAGAGGGAGCUGAUUUGUCACUGACUGAUGAAUCCAACAAUGACUGCUUGAUGUUGGCAUGUAAGGGAGGUAACAUGACUCUAGUGAAACACUUCCUUUCCUUGAAAACAUUUGACAUCAACAGGCAAGGGGGUAUUUAUAGACGGCCAGCUGUUAUGAUGGCAGCUGCAAGAGGACACUAUGGAGUAUAUAAUCUUCUUGUGUCAGAGGGAACAUUCAUCAACACAACUGUUGUCGUCACUAUAUGGCUGAGAUGCUGA